Fundulus heteroclitus (mummichog) is the source of this 564-nucleotide messenger RNA. RefSeq names its product NACHT, LRR and PYD domains-containing protein 14-like. Gene Ontology annotation, molecular function: protein binding. The transcript is spliced from 4 exons. NCBI's taxonomy places the organism in Eukaryota, Metazoa, Chordata, Actinopteri, Cyprinodontiformes, Fundulidae. The record is from RefSeq and is a predicted model, not a curated record. The annotation marks the transcript as partial.
GUAAAGAAGCUGAGAUUGUAUAAAUGCAGUUUGUCAGAGAUCAGCCGUGAUCAUCUGGUAUCGGCGCUGAAGUCCAACCCAUCCCAUCUGACAAAACUGGACCUGAGUGGAAACGACCUGAAAGAUUGUGGAGUGAAGGAGCUCUGUGGUUUCCUCCAGACUCCCCUCUGCAAACUACAGACACUGAGAUUGAUAGGCUGCAGUUUGUCAGAGAUCAGCUGUGAUCAUCUGGUAUCGGCGCUGAAGUCCAACCCGUCCCAUCUGACAGAACUGGACCUGAGCUACAACAACCUGGAGUGGUCAGAUGUUCAGCAGCUUGAGGAUCUUGUAAAGAGUCCAGACUACAAACUGAAACGUCUGAGGUGGGAGUCCUGAUGAUCUUAGUGGAGGAGAGAAGCUGAGCUGUUCUGAUGAUCCAGAGGUUGAAGCUGCAGCAGUUAAAGAGACUCUGACUGGAUCCUGAUGAUGAACUCUGACCUUAGAGAUGUUGAUCCUGUUUAUCGGAUCAUGUCUGUCAUUUAUUGUCUGAUAUAGGGUAGUUCACGCGUGACGUCAGCGCUACAU